Molecule: messenger RNA, 459 nt
Organism: Cercopithifilaria johnstoni
Lineage: Eukaryota; Metazoa; Nematoda; Chromadorea; Rhabditida; Onchocercidae
Source: the annotation of a GenBank genome assembly
AUGGCCUCGAUUAGUACACCAACGAGUGCGUCGACUUCUCCCGAAUCCCCGAUCCCGGAUUUAUUGGCAGUGUUUGUGCAACGCACUAUGGGAGUGUUUGGCAGCGAAACGAUAGGCUUUCAGCUCAAGCCUUCUCGAAACGAUUUGUGGGCCCCGAUAAGUUUUAUUGACUCUUGGGUUGACGUAGCGAUGGUGUGGAUUUUGAACAAGACAAGUCAGAUAUCCAGUCAUGGUGAAAUGCACAGCAGGUCAUCGUUUUAUGAAGGUUUAGUUCCACAUAUCAGUGUUGACAAUUAUGGUGCAGUACUUGUUCUGCAGUCUGGCGAUUUAGCUGUAUUAUUACGAAUGAUAUUUGCAUUCUUGGUAUUAGCGCUGCAUUUCAUUAGUUGUAAUUUCAAUUUAGGAUGUUUUCUUAAUCUGUUAAACAAAGGGGAUGAAUUAAAGCGUCGUGAAUUCUAG